Molecule: messenger RNA, 3075 nt
Organism: Xenopus tropicalis (tropical clawed frog)
Lineage: Eukaryota; Metazoa; Chordata; Amphibia; Anura; Pipidae
Product: neurotensin receptor type 1-like
Exons: 3
Coding region: 260-1624 (454 amino acids)
Biological process (GO): signal transduction; G protein-coupled receptor signaling pathway
Cellular component (GO): membrane
Molecular function (GO): G protein-coupled receptor activity
Source: RefSeq, a predicted model, not a curated record
CUGAAUUCACUGCUUCUCGGCAGGCAAAAGAGAGCACGAGGAUUUCUUAUCUACUCUAAGGUAGAGCCUUGCCAGGGCACCUCACAGAGGAAGCAGCCUCCCACAUUUAUGUCAUCAGUGCACACAGUUGUAAAGCGAUCCUUCUGGGUACAGCAGCACACUAAAGCGUCUGUACGACUCCGACACUCGCACAUCUCUCCCUUCUGCUAGACAAGAAAAAAUCAACAAACUAUUAUAAGCUUCACAGUUUGAUUCUGAUAUGAAUAAAUCCAAGUCUCCUAUUCUAAAUGACUGUCUGAAGCACAUCACUUUGGAGAAUGAAUCUUUAUGGAAUGAGAGUAUGACCUCCAAUGUUAGUGUUGAGACAGUGCACCACCUCUUUAUCGGUGCCCAACGCCAGGAACCUAAUCACAUUGCUAUACCUGCCACAAUCUUCUACAGUCUUCUUUUCUUCUUUGGUAUCAUGGCAAAUGGCCUCAGCAUCCUGACGCUUAUGAGAAAUGGGAGAAUGAAAGUGAGCGCUGUGCGAUUUUACCUUCUGAGUUUGGCCAUGGCAGAUAUCUUGCUGCUUCUCACUAUCCCAAUCACCCUUUAUCGAUAUUUCUGGCAAUAUUACCCCUGGGCACUCUCGGACAUUGUGUGCAAACUGUAUUUUAUGAUCCGCCAGGUCUACUGCGCAACAACCAGUUGGACCAUUAUUGCAUUUACAUCUGAGAGAUAUAUUGCAAUAUGCCAUCCCAUGUGGUCCAUCACAGGCCUCCGGAAAACCCGUAUGGCAUACCUUUUGGCUUUUAUCUGGCUUCUGUCUAUCCUCACCACCAUACCUGUGGCUAUAGUAUAUGGGGAGUCCUCGGCAUGCAUCUUGGACUAUACCGCUACUUCUCAAGAAGAAGCUGUACUUGACUCCACAGUGUGUGAAAUGUUGGAGCCAAAGCCAUAUAUUGUUUACAAAAGCAUCAUGCAGACCCGUAGCAUCCUUUUCUUUGUCAUGCCUUUAUUGGCCAUUAUUAUUUUUCAUAUUCUCAUCUUCCACCACCUAAGUCUUAACCAGAGGCAGAGAGAGAAAAUUGGGCUUAAUGGAACACACUGGCAUUUUUCUUCUACUCAUGCGAACCAGCCCCAAAGGCACCCAUUUUCUGAAAAAAAGGCUCGUCAACUAAUGGGCGCUGUAGUGGUGGCUUUUUUUCUCUGCAAUUUCCCGGACACUGCCUCAUCUCUCAUGCAAAUCUAUAUUGAAAACUGGAAUGCACACGUCUAUAAAGUAUAUACCUGGCUAAAGACCUACUUAUCACUUCCACUUUGGUACCUGAAUAGUGCUUUGGACCCAAUUUUGUUCUGUAUUUCCUCUACUUCCUUUCGCAGUGCAUGUUGGGAAACCCUGACCACUUUCAUACCUUGGUAUGAAAAAUCAUUGGAUGGGCCAGGCAACACAAAUCAAGCAUCCUGUGUGAGGUCAGGGGUAUCCUCUCUUGUGUCUGCGCCAAGCACCCGUUCUACAUGGACCCUAAACUCAAAUGAAGGUGAGCAAAAGGAAUAUUUGGGUCAGGCUCGUACCAGUGAUCCUAAGCUUUUGUUCUUUCGCCAUUUGACUAUGAUGGACCCAGCAGAAUGCACAGUUCCUUAGGACUUAAGACCUUGAUGGUUAGAAUUGAUGGUUAUUCCAUAAAACCUAUGAAGCUAUUAAUAACCUGCAGGAUUGCAUAUACAGGUGUUGCAGAAAAUGUGUAUUGCUAAACUCAUUCAUAUUUAAUGCAUUUCGUACCUCAAAUCAACAUGCCUGCAUGGAUUUCUGCAGCCACUAGCUGUCUAGGGAUGAGUAAACAAUGUUAUUUCUAAUGUGAGUAUGUGCAAUGUUAUUGCUUUUGUGGGGUUUUUUUUAUAUCCUAAUAUCACAAAGUUUUUAAAACCUAAAGAAAUGGCCUAAUGAUUACAGAGAUGGUCAUAGCUGACAAUGAAGAAUUCAAGCUAAAUGAAAUAAAAAAAAUUAUAUUGUUUUUUAUAAUACGUAUAUUUUAAAUAUGUGAAGGUUGCAAUGUAUUUUUCUGUUAUUCAGAUGGCAUCAGAAGAAGACUAUGUAUUUUAUAGAAACCUCAAAAAAAUAAUUUGUUACAAUAAUGCAUGUUUUUGUGAAUGUAAAAAAUCUGAAGAGCAUCUUUAUCUGUUCCCAUGGUAAUACACAUGUCCAUAUGCUGUUUGCAGAGCCAGCUGUUAGAUAUCAGCCACUGUUUUCGUAUUGCACAUGUUCUCAAUAUCUUCAUGCACAUGUAUCUUUUUGGGUAUCCAAUUCUGGCUUUUUCAGUAAGAGGCUAAAAACAUACUGUUUGUUUUCUGCAGCAAAGUCACUUGAGGGAGUCAUCUGGUAACAGACUGCUACUCCUUUUAGGUAUAAUGGUUGUGCUUCUUUCUAGACAGAGUACCACAAUGUCUGUAAAUUACACAAAAUACAACAGCAGUAAGAGUGCUCUGUGCUGACCUCCAACAUAGCAGAACUAUCAAAAUAGAAAGGAAGGAACAAAGCUCCAGGCAGAAGUUGAAAGACAGCAGUCUCUAAUUGGGAAGUGGUAAACACAACAGGGCUCAUUUAUAUGUGAAAGUGCAGUGAGCAGUGUAGUUUUCCCAGAAUUCCUGGGAAUUGUGGUUGCAAGGGAUCAUUGACCAGACACAAAUGCAUCUGAUUUGCCAAAAUUAACACAACCGCGCAUGCAUUUUGUCACAAGUCGGACAAAAUUAAGAGGAAGUCCUCUUAAGUAGGAAUGUGCACUUACACUAAUUGCCAUUAUUUGCACUUUCUUGUACACUACAUGGAUGGUAAGGACAAAGUUGCUUUGCAUAAACCAAUGCUACAAUCUGUACCUUGCCCUGCAUUUAUUAUCCUUACUGAGAUCCAGACACUUACUGCUCCUACACUUCUGUCUGGGGUGGUUUUAAAUGAUCAGUAAAAGGCUUUUAGCUCUCAGUUUUAAAAUCCUCUUUGCAUUUCAAAUUAGGGGUGUUAAACCUUGGACUCAACUCAGGCUAAGAUGAUCCGAUCGCCUCUUUAAAGAGGACCUGUCACCCUAAGAAAUAAUUUGAAAU